UGUGUAACUUGCUGGGGACUUGAGGCUAUAAAAUGAAGGAACUUACUGUAACCGGGACGCAUUCUGUAGUUGGAGUUCCCUUUGUGAACUCCUAUGCAGAAACUAAAGUCAGUCCAAUGCUUUAAUCAGGGCGCACACAGAGAGAUAUCGCUGUCGGUUUCCUCUCCUUUUCCAAGCUGAAAAGAUUUCAUCCAGUCGCCGGGUAGAGACAGAGCAGAGCCAUGGCAGGGGACGGGUCGGACCAGCGGGCGCUGCAGUAUGAACAAACUCUGAUGUAUGGGCGCUACACCCAGGAGCUCGGGGUGUAUGCCAAAGAGGAGGCCGCUCGGCUGAGGGAGAGCGGGCAGAGGCGAUCGGUCAGCGACCGAAGCCGGACCCUGGACCUGCUGGAGUACGACAAAGGACGCUGUGCCAAGUGUCGCAGGGCAGGGUACCCGUAUGUUCUGGAAGCCCCAGCCCACGACUUUAUCUCUGUCUGCACGGUUCGCUGUCAGAAGUUCCUGAUCUCGCGGGUCGGGGAGGACUGGAUCUUCCUCAUCCUGCUGGGACUCCUCAUGGCCCUGGUCAGCUGGGUGGUGGACUUCUGCAUCGCCAUCUGUCUACAAGCACAGAAGUGGAUGUACGGUGGUCUGGACAGUAACGUGUUCCUGCAGUAUCUGGCCUGGGUCACUUACCCUGUGGUCCUCAUCACCUUCUCGGCCGGCUUCACCCAGAUUCUCGCCCCACAGGCUGUCGGUUCAGGCAUUCCAGAGAUGAAGACCAUCCUGAGAGGAGUCGUGCUGAAAGAAUACCUCACCUUCAAAACUUUUGUGGCCAAAGUCAUUGGACUCACCUGCGCUCUGGGCAGCGGCAUGCCCCUGGGCAAGGAGGGUCCGUUCGUGCACAUCGCAAGUUUGUGUGCUGCUCUCCUCAGCAAGUUCAUGUCUCUGUUUGGAGGAAUCUAUGAGAAUGAGUCGCGAAACAUUGAGAUGCUGGCAGCAGCUUGUGCUGUGGGAGUGGGCUGCUGUUUUGCUGCCCCCAUAGGAGGUGUGUUGUUCAGUAUUGAAGUAACAUCCACGUUCUUUGCGGUGAGGAAUUAUUGGCGAGGUUUCUUUGCUGCUACCUUCAGUGCCUUCAUCUUCAGAGUACUGGCUGUAUGGAACAGAGACGAAGAAACCAUCACAGCCCUUUUUAAAACCCGUUUCCGGCUAGACUUCCCCUUUGACCUCCAAGAGCUUCCUGCCUUUGCCGUCAUUGGUAUCGCCAGUGGUUUUGGUGGGGCUUUGUUUGUCUACCUGAACAGACUGAUUGUGCAGUUCAUCAGGAAACAGAAGGCCAUCAACAGAUUCCUCAUGAAAAAACGUCUGCUGUACCCUGCACUGGUCACUUUACUUGUUUCCACACUAACAUUUCCCCCUGGAUUUGGACAGUUUAUGGCUGGCAAGCUGACCCAGAAGGAGUCUCUUGUGACGUUACUGGACAACCGGACGUGGGCCAAACAGGGCAUCGCUGAGGAGUUUGACUACAUCGGACACUCUCAGGCCUGGAAACACCCACAGGUCAACGUCUUCGUCACCCUGGUCCUCUUCAUUGUCAUGAAGUUCUGGAUGUCUGCCCUGGCCACCACCAUCCCAGUGCCCUGCGGAGCCUUCAUGCCAGUAUUUGUUAUUGGAGCAGCCUUUGGUCGUCUGGUCGGAGAAAGCAUGGCAGCCUGGUUCCCAGAUGGCAUUAACACAGAUGGCACCAUCUACCCAAUAGUGCCAGGAGGCUAUGCUGUCGUGGGUGCGGCGGCCUUGUCUGGAGCGGUCACCCACACGGUUUCCACCGCAGUCAUCGUGUUCGAACUGACUGGCCAGAUCUCCCACAUCCUGCCGGUGAUGAUAGCAGUGAUCCUGGCCAAUGCCGUGGCCCAGUCCCUGCAGCCCUCCCUCUACGACUCCAUCAUCAGGAUCAAGAAGCUGCCCUACCUCCCAGAGCUGGGCUGGGGACACCACGAGAAGUAUAAUAUUCGUGUGGAGGAUAUCAUGGUGCGGGACGUACGGUACAUCACCCUCAACUGCUGCUAUAGAGACCUGCACAACGUCCUGCUAACGGGCCACCUCAAGACUCUGGCACUGGUGGAAUCAGCUGAGUCCAUGAUCCUCUUGGGUUCCAUCGAGCGCGCCCAGCUCCAGUCGCUGCUCUCCCAGCAGCUCGGUCGCCCCAGACGGCUGGAGUACAUCAGGGAACGAGCCCUCGCCGAGAAAAAACGGAUGUCGGUCGUGUCAAACCCAGGCAGUGAGGACGGCAGCCAGCGGGUCAGCCAGGAGGUCCGCUUCCAGAUCUCUACUGAGGAGUCAACCUUCAGCCCCGUUCGUCCAGUUCCUCAGAAGCCCCUCAAACCUGCACUAAAGAGAUCCUCUGUGGUGGAGCGACCCACCGAGAUCCCCACCAGUCCACAUGAUAAUUCGGGCAUUGCUUUAAAGAACCUGUUCUGUGCCAGUCCAGACGCGGAGGGCCUGGAGAAAAACAACAACGUGGAGAGCCCCACGUCUCCUGAGCUCAGGAGGCCAUCCAAACGUGUCCGGAUAUCCGUCGUGGAGCCACCACCCAGCUUUAAGAGUUUCUCUGGGGAUGACGGAGAUGUGGAGGAUGACAUGACUAUUAGAGAGAUUGCAGAGUGGGAGGAGAUGCAGCUUGAUGAGCAGGUCAACUUCAACAACUGCAAGAUCGACCCCGCCCCGUUCCAGCUGGUGGAGCGCACGUCGCUGCAUAAGACCCACACCAUCUUCUCCCUGCUGGGCCUCGACCACGCCUACGUCACCAGCAUCGGACGCCUCAUCGGGGUGGUUUCCCUCAAAGAGCUGCGCAAGGCCAUCGAGGGCUCCGUGACAGUGAAAGGUGUGAAGGUGCGUCCUCCUCUGGCCAGCUUCCGGGACAGCGGCACCAGCAGCAGUGAGAACGAAGCCACCGAGCUCCACAAGCUGUGGGAUCGCCACAAGAGCAUGUCGCUGCCCCGCGAACACACCCCCUCCGAAUCCGAUGAGAAAUCCCAGUGAGGGAAAGUAGAGGAGGUGGAGGAUGAAGAAGAGCAGGUGGAGGAAGCGGAAGAGGAGGAGGAGGAGGCAUUGAGAUCUUUAAUCCCCCAAAGCCACAAACAUGCAAAAAUCCUCAGGGCUUAGGAUCAAUAUUUAAUUCUGGAAAGAGUUCUACUGCUACGCCAGCCUCUUUGUAACUCAUUUCUCUCCUCAUCUACUCCUCUUUCUCUCCUCCAUCCACUUUGCUUCAUGGACCCACUAGUGCUUUCCCCCAGGGUUCUUGCACUGACCAAGCCAGACACUCCACAGGGGAGUGGAACACAACUCAACCUGUGCCCUGCUCUCCAUUUACCCUUGUGAACCCGCACCCAGGGGGGAGAAAAAGACAUGUGUUGGUCAAAUCCAACUGGGAAUGGGUUGAAAUUUUUAAAAAAAGGGAUUUUUUUUUUUUUUUGAGACUUUGUUUAGCUUGUGUAUCAUUAGAGUUGGGAUCAAAGCUUGGACCAGCAAAUGUUAUCUUUUGGAACACGUCUUCCACUUCGUAGAUACAUUCAGCAAUGAUAACAAGGAAGAAUAAUGUAUGCGUGUAGUAUGAGUGUAUGAAUGAGAAAAUGUGAGUAGCAAACGACUAUUUCUUAUACGACCUUUUUUAUUGCCAUUAGAACACAUUUCAGUCUUUGUUUUCCAGCUUGAAUAAUUUAAUUUCUGACUGAUCAGGUGGUCUGGGUUAAACUGGAAUUUGCCAUGGCACCAUUUCUUUGUAAAUGACUCUUGUUUGUCCCAUCGACAAGCACUGGACUAAGGGUACAGAUGCCUUAGUGUUUUGUUUUUUUCUUGUUUCCAUUACUCCUCUUUUCCUUGGUCUUCUCAUCAUUUCACUGAGAGUCUUAAUGGUCAGGUUGAGAGUACAGUCUAUGCAAGCAGACAUGCCUGUUGGCAGUGGUGAAAGCACCUGUAGCCCUUUUCAUAAUGUACACUCCUUUCAUACUGUAGCUACGGCCUUACAUUACAAAUACACAUAGAAAACACACAAGAACGAGACGGCGGCGAUGCACUCCGAGAGUCAAGGUUUUCCGCUUAUCUAAAUAUAGCUCUUAAUAAGUGUUCCAGAGAAGGUUGGGGCGGAUGGAGGGGGCAGGAAGCGAGGGAGAGGCGAAGAACGGGGAGCAAAUGGAUGGCUGAAAGAAUGAAGACAUCAUUACCUAACCAGCUGCUCUGGGCCCUCUCAUCAAUCUGCCUUUGAUUUCCAUGUUAGCUAACCUCCAUUACUAUCAGAGACACAGGGUCCCCCCCCACCACCACCACCACCACCACCAGCCAUAUGAUGUAAUGGUCCAGGGCAGAGGCCCACACUGUCACCAUAUACAACACCAGAUGACAACAUGUGAGCAACUUGAUUAAUGCAGACCAGUAGCUUGAGUGAUCCAGUGAGAUUAGCUGAUAUAAUAACACUAAAAAUUCCAUAACUGACAAAUAAUGACAAUAUGUAGUUGAUCCUUUUAAAAUGUACCUUGUUUACCAAUGUAAGUCAUUACUAAAUUAUAGCUCCAGCUACUAGAGGAAUACAACCUGGAACGUGAGCCAUUAAUGUUUUAAUGACAGCAUGGUUUCUGAUUCAGCAAGUAGUCUGACACGACAGAUAAUGUAUACGUACUGUGUAUUUAAUAAUUCAUGUCUGCCAUAAUGCUUGAGGCUUGUCAGUGCGCACUCUGCUCAUCGACAGAAGAAACAUUGAUUUGUUUUCCCUUUCCUCCAUCCCUCCAUCUUUUCCACUUCCAUUUUUUACUCAUGUGGGCAAAUGCGUCCUGUAACACUCCUUUUCUUAAGUCUUUUAUUUAUAUCUUUGGGACUAGGUAUGAAUGUCCACUACUACCUACAGAAUUAGCUCUACUGUUUAGAUGCCUUAAAUAUGCACUCAUACCCAACUUCAUUGUGGUUUCCAGCAUUUGAUGCAUCGCAUGGGUUUUAUUUUUGGUGGUGUCUUGUCUUGCUGCGUGACCACUAAAAGUAAAAUACUCAGUAAAAAAAAAAAAGCAUGGCUUUGCAUGAUGGAGUGCAUGUGAGAUUUGUCUUAUAUGAUCAAAAUGUACCAAAAACAAAAGCUUGAUGGAAAUGAAUAUGGGACAAGUGAAUGAUGAUGUGUCUUUCUUUGUUUGCCAUCCUGUGCCUGUAUGUUAUGUGUCUUUACAGUAUCUUAUUUUAUACUUCUUGUGGCAGAUUAUUUCACUUUGAUUGGCAUCUUCCAUUCAUCCAAUGAGCUUUAUUCAUUGCCUGAUUUUGAACUGGGGAUGGGGUCUUUGGGUUAUGCUUACAGAUUAAUAUAUUUAACAUCACUUCUGUAAUAUAAAAUCAUAAUUUAAUGUCUUAACCAAUCUUAAAUUGUUGACUUUUGUCUUUUUGAAAGAGAUUUUGGUGGCUUGUUUAAUGAAAUUUGUUGUAUUUUUUCAGAUUUGAUGAUUUACAGUUUGAUUUUAAUGCUGUCCUUUGUGGGUUUUUUUUAUAUUUCUACAUGCUGCCUGAAACAUUUCUACUAGGACAUUUAUUUUUAAAUGCAAAUAACACUAACAUGGGGUGAAGGCUCGCAAUGGCUGCCUGAUAGGAAAGCAAAAAAGAAAUGUAAUUGUGAAGCUGAGGGAAGUUAAUCUGUCUGUUGGUGACAUGUUCAUCCCACAAGUGCCUGCAUCGGCUCCUCUUCUUUAUCAAUAAGCAAUCGACACCUAAGUGUUCAGAUCUGGUUUUCUAGUCAUACACAUGUAGACGAGGCACUUUUCACACACACGCACACACAAAAAUGUAAGCGGGUGGAUGAUGUGUCAGCGCGGUGUGCAAUUAUCACCAUGGCAACCUGUCGCAGUCGUCACAACGACACCCCCCACCCCGACAGACUGAGAUCCACUCGUCUGAUUUGGUUCUGUUCAUUUGUUUGUGCUUUUCAUCGAUUUUCAUUAUUCUGCCUUCUGCCAGAGCCUUUCCCUCCGCCGACAUUUCAGAAUUUUUCAUCUCAUUUGCUACCAGACAGAUAUAGACCGAGGUAGAUGCAUAUUUAUUAGUCUGUAUUAAUCAAAGUAGAAGUUGUAAAAUGUUUUGUUUGUCAUUCUUUUUAUGAAUGAUCUACUUGUAGGUAAUCAAUUUGUGCAAUAACAGUUGUUCAUCUCACUUUGUAACCCAGUUUUAAUUGAUGACAUGAAUGCAAGAUAACCUUAUUUUUGUAAAGAAACCUGAAAAGUGUAAAAAGAUGUAUGUAUAUGAGGAGAACUGACGCUCACACGGGAGCUUGUGUGUGAUAAAGUGAUGUUUGAAUGGCGGCUUAAGGGGGAAGGUUUCCCAAGAGCCUGAAUAGAAGCUAUCAGAAUCUCACUAGAAUCAGCAUUAAGAUAUUUAAGAAGAGGAAUAGCUUAUACUCCUCAUUCUGGCGUUGGGAAACCUUCCCCAUCUGGUCUUAAAAGGCUCUGUGGUGAAUCCUGCUGCAUGGACUGUAGCUGGCGCUCUCAUACAAGCCCCCCACCCCCUUAAGCAGUGACGCUGAGUCAGUUUUAUCAAGCUCCUCUCUAUCCUCUCCUUCAGUCUGAGGCGCUUUGAUAAGACCAGAUCCUCACAUCAGCUGUUGAGGGUUAUCUUUUAUCCGCUCCUUAGAGCUCUUAGGGACUGUACAUUGUACAUACUGGAGGCCUCCACUACCCCGAGGGCCAAACCAGACGGAGCUGAACAAAAUCCAGAGCUAUUUUUCACACAGAAAAAUGAAACAUUGUUUUGUAUAUCAGGGAUGAAUAAAUGAGAUUUUAACAAACA
Molecule: messenger RNA, 6785 nt
Organism: Dicentrarchus labrax (European seabass)
Lineage: Eukaryota; Metazoa; Chordata; Actinopteri; Moronidae
Gene: clcn2c
Product: chloride channel 2c
Exons: 26
Coding region: 222-3017 (931 amino acids)
Biological process (GO): transmembrane transport; chloride transport
Cellular component (GO): membrane
Molecular function (GO): voltage-gated chloride channel activity
Source: RefSeq, a predicted model, not a curated record